Molecule: messenger RNA, 1848 nt
Organism: Anolis carolinensis (green anole)
Lineage: Eukaryota; Metazoa; Chordata; Lepidosauria; Squamata; Anolidae
Product: gastrula zinc finger protein XlCGF17.1-like
Exons: 2
Coding region: 1-1152 (383 amino acids)
Biological process (GO): regulation of transcription by RNA polymerase II
Molecular function (GO): DNA-binding transcription factor activity, RNA polymerase II-specific; RNA polymerase II cis-regulatory region sequence-specific DNA binding
Source: RefSeq, a predicted model, not a curated record
AUGGCGAGACUUGGCAGAAGAGAAAUGGCAAUCGUCGGAAAAGCAGUAGAUAACGGGGAGAAGAGCCAUGUAUGCACCAAGUACAGGAAGCAUUUGGGACACAACGGGUGCCUUCAUCGACACCAGCAAGCCCACAGAGAAGAUGGAGGUUCUGCCAGAGAAAGGCCCAACAAAUGCAUUGUAUGUGGGCAAUGUUUUACCCAAAAUGUGGCACUUGUCCUUCACAAGACACUUGAUGUUGGGAAAAGCCAUCUUAAAGGGAAAGUAUCUGCAAAAUGUGUGGUGAAACACAAGAAAUUUCACACAGGUCAGGAACAAUACAGAUGCCAAGAGUGUGGGAAAUGUUUUGCUUCCAGUUCAGCCUUGGUGAGGCUCAAAAGACUCGACACAGGAGAGAAGCCACACCAAUGCCAGGAGUGUGGGAAAUGUUUUGCUGAAAGUUCAGCCUUGGUGAGCCACAAAAGAGUCCACACCAGGGAGAAGCCAUACAAAUGUGAGGAGUGUGGGAAAUGUUCUGCUUCCCAUUCAGACUUGUUGAAGCACAAAAGACUCGACACAGGAGAGAAGCCAUACCAGUGCCAGGAGUGUGGGAAAUGUUUUACUUGCAGUUCAACCUUGGUGAGCCACAAAAGACUCCACACAGGAGAGAAGCCACACCAAUGCCAGGAGUGUGGGAAAUGUUUUGCUGAAAGUUCAGCCUUGGUGAGGCACAAAAGACUCCACACAGGAGAGAAGCCAUACAAAUGCCAGGAGUGUGGGAAAUGUUUUGCUGAAAGUUCAGCCUUGGUGAGGCACAAAAGAGUCCACACAGGAGAGAAGCCAUACCAAUGCCAGGAGUGUGGGACAUGUUUUACUUGCAGUUCAACCUUGGUGAGCCACAAAAGACUCCACACAGGAGAGAAGCCAUACCAAUGCCAGGAGUGUGGGAAAUGUUUUGCUUACAGUUCAGACUUGGUGAGGCACAAAAGACUCCACACAGGAGAGAAGCCAUACCUAUGCCAGGAGUGUGGGAAAUGUUUUCCUGUCAGUUCACACUUGGCGAGGCACAAAAGAAGCCACACAGGAGAGAAGCCAUAUAAAUGCCAUGAAUGUGGAAAAUGUUUUACUCAGAGUUCAGCCCUUAACCAGCACCAGAGAACACAUACCGGCUAAAAAACAGCCAUUGUGUGUAAAUGUCUGAUUUCAAACUUUGAGAAGUUCUGCGUCAGAUUUGGUGGAGUCCCCGUUCUUGUCAUUUGAACCUGUAAGUUGGAGGUCUGUUCUCUGGAGCAGCAGAAAGCAAGCUCUGUGUGACAAUCCCUCAGAGCAGUGGUUCUCAACCUGUGGGUCCACAGAUGUUUUGGCCUUCAACUCCCCUAAAUCCUAACAGCUGGUAAACUGGCUGGGAUUUCUGGGAGUUGUAGGCCAAAACACCCGGGGACCCACAGGUUGAGGACCACUUCUUCAGUGUCAGUUCCUGGAAGGUGUAGGAGACAAAGAUAGGCUCACACAGCUUGUAGCUAUGGAAAACUUUAUUGAAUCCGCCUUGCCAAAAUGGCCGCAAAGCUUCUACUGCCCGUCUUCCGCUCUUUCCCCUCAGUAUAUUGGGUGGUUGCUUCCCUCCUCCCUUCACGUCUCUUCUUCUCCAUUCACACCUCCCUUUCCUUUUGUCCUUUCCCACGUUUGAAGACCAGACCCCGUCAUAAACCAGCCUUCCCAGCCAAUGGUCUUCUUUAUCCGAUUUGUUGUAGUCAGGUGUGAAAAGAACAGCUUGGAGAAUGCUGAUCUUUUUGCAUCCUGACAUUCAGAGAGUUAAAUAUGAUUGUCUUGUCACCUCGUCUGAAAAGAAAUAAACCAUAUGUGAUUCCA